UGUGGCCCUGCAGUCUACCUGCUCCAUAGCUGCUGCAGAGGGGCUGGCACAGGGGCCCAGCAGGCUUGCCCUGGAGCCAUGGCAAAGAAUGGACUUGUAAUUUGCAUCCUGGUGAUUACCUUACUCCUGGACCAGACCACCAGCCUCCCGUCCAAAUUAAAAGCCAGGAAGCACAGCAAACGCCGAGUGAAAGAAAAGGAUGGCGACCUGAAGACUCAAGUUGAAAAGCUCUGGAGAGAAGUCAAUGCCCUGAAGGAAAUGCAAGCCCUGCAGACAGUCUGUCUCCGAGGAACAAAAGUUCACAAGAAAUGCUACCUUGCUUCAGAAGCCUUGAAGCAUUUCCACGAUGCCAACGAAGACUGCAUUUCCAAGGGAGGGACCCUGGUUAUCCCCAGGAACUCCGAUGAAAUCAACGCCCUCCGAGACUAUGGUAAAAGUAGCCUGCCAGGUGUCAAUGACUUUUGGCUGGGCAUCAAUGACAUGGUCACGGAAGGCAAGUUUGUUGAUGUCAAUGGAAUUGCUAUCUCCUUCCUCAACUGGGACCAUGCGCAGCCUAACGGUGGCAAGCGGGAAAACUGUGUCCUGUUCUCCCAAUCCGCUCAGGGCAAGUGGAGUGACGAGGCCUGCCGCAGCAGCAAAAGGUACAUAUGCGAGUUUACCAUCCCUUCGUAGACCCUGAAUGCGUCUUCCAAGCAAGAUCAGUCAUGAUGGAUAGGAUGAUGGUCCCCCAAAAUAAGUCAGAAUUGUAAUAAUUAAUUGCAAAAUUGC
Molecule: messenger RNA, 768 nt
Organism: Propithecus coquereli (Coquerel's sifaka)
Lineage: Eukaryota; Metazoa; Chordata; Mammalia; Primates; Indriidae
Gene: CLEC3A
Product: C-type lectin domain family 3, member A
Exons: 3
Coding region: 79-672 (197 amino acids)
Source: RefSeq, a predicted model, not a curated record